Pseudomassariella vexata is the source of this 2194-nucleotide messenger RNA. RefSeq names its product P-loop containing nucleoside triphosphate hydrolase protein. Gene Ontology annotation, molecular function: GTP binding. The transcript has 2 exons. Bases 108 to 1754 code for a protein of 548 amino acids. Gene Ontology annotation, cellular component: nucleolus. NCBI's taxonomy places the organism in Eukaryota, Fungi, Ascomycota, Sordariomycetes, Amphisphaeriales, Pseudomassariaceae. The record is from RefSeq and is a predicted model, not a curated record.
CCACUCUCCAUGGCAGGACGGUGAAUGGGUCAAUUACAGCAACUCGACAUCCAACCAUCGAAUUGAUAUAAAUCCCCCAGUCUCAACCACCGUUACUCAAUUUGACAAUGGGGGGUAUCAACAAGCCAAGCAAGCCCAAGUCCAAGAGGGGGACAGUCCGCCUGCGGCACAAAAUUGAGAAGAAGUCGAACGAGAAGCAACGUAAGGCGAGAAAAAACGAGAAGAAGAACCCACAAUGGAAGUCCAAGCUUAAGAAGGACCCUGGAAUCCCCAACAUGUUCCCUUACAAGGAGAAGAUCCUGCAAGAGAUCGAAGAGGCCCGGGAAAGGAAGCAGGUCGAGGCACAAAAACGCAGGGAGAUGGCCAAGGCUGCGAGGAGUGGCACCGUUGAAAGAGAACAACCUGAUGAGGACGCCAUGGCCGACAUUGAAGGAGAGGACUUCGAGGGAUUUGACGAGGACGACGAUGCCAUGGACGAGGACGGUGCCGACGAUGCGAACCCCAUGGCGGCGCUACUUGCCAGUGCGCGACGGGCGGCCGAGAAGUACGACCGUCAACUCCAGAGCGGCAGCGACAUGGACCAUGAUGAAGAUGAGGACGACGAGUCAUCGGGCGAUGAGGCCCACUACGCCGCUGGUGGCGCAGAAAUUACCGGGCAGGGCUCGUCAAGAAAAGCCUUUGACAAGGUCUUCAAGCAGGUCAUCGACCAAGCAGACGUCAUUCUUUACGUGCUGGAUGCUCGUGACCCCGAGGGUACAAGAUCGCGUGAGGUCGAGCGCAUGGUUAUGGCUGCAGCAAGUGGAGGCAAGAGGCUGAUGUUGAUUCUAAACAAAAUCGAUCUGGUCCCAGCACCCGUGCUCAAGGAUUGGCUCAUACAUCUGCGCAGAUACUUCCCGACUCUGCCUCUGCGUGCUUCUGGCUCUGCGCCAAAUGCGCAUACCUUCAACCACCGCGAUCUUACCGUUCAGAGCACUGCAACGACCUUGUUCAAGUCUCUGAAGUCAUUCGCCGCCUCCAAGCAGCUCAAGCGUGCUGUUGCGGUCGGUGUUAUCGGCUACCCCAACGUUGGAAAGUCAUCCGUUAUCAAUGCACUGCUUUCCCGCAUGAGUGGCAGAAGCGGAGCUGCGUGCCCGACCGGUGCCGAAGCAGGCGUCACUACGGGCAUUCGUAAUGUCAAGAUCGACAGCAAAUUAACUUUGCUCGACUCGCCCGGUAUCGUUUUUCCCUCUACCAGAGAUGGCGAAUCAUCCUCAAAGAAGAACGCCAUUGAGGCGCACGCCCACCUGGUACUUCUCAAUGCCAUCCCGCCGAAGCAAAUCGAUGACCCUCUCCCGGCGGUUAGCUUGCUAUUGAAGCGUUUAUCCACGUCUCAGGACCUUCUGCAGAAGCUGAUGGAUGUAUACGACUUGCCACCCCUCAUGACCGCAAAGGAUGGCGAUAUGACAACGGACUUCUUGGUACAGGUAGCACGCAAGCGUGGUAGACUUAGUAAGGGAGGUAUCCCCAACCUGAUUUCUGCCGCUAUGACCAUCGUAACAGACUGGCGCGACGGACGCAUCCAGGGCUGGGUCAAUGCACCAGUACUGGCGGUUGCCGGCGACGGCACCAGCAAACCUACCGGCAAGAACGGAUCCUCCGAUUCAGUACCCGCGCCUGAUCAGAAGCAAAUCGUCACCGAAUGGGCCAAGGAAUUCGACCUUGCUGGUCUUUUGGCCGGUGGCGCGGAUGAGACCGUGGAUGCUAUGGAGGUUUGAGGUUUAUUACACGCAUGACCAACCUGGCUGGCAUUGCGAAGAGCGAUCCGUUUAUUGGGCUUCCACAGAGACACUACGGCGUUUGGGUGUUAGAUAGGAGGAAUGACAAUCAGAACUUGAUAUACAGCAAUGAUGUAGAGUUAAGGGGUUAAAAGAGGCGGUUUAGUCGACUUCAACCCCGGAAAGUUAUUGAGGCACAUAUGAAUCGGAUGUUAUUUAUGUCGACCAAAACAUCUUUGAGGUCCUGUCGGUGUUGGAAUCAGGACAUUUGACUCUAUUAUGAGAUCAGAUGCAUGAAUGUGAUACUGAGAUAGCCCUUCCAUGGUACUUUAGGGUCUUUGCGGUUGCUAACUUCCGGCUGCUUUGCUGGCGGCACUACAAUGAAGCAGGCCGGAAAUCCGUGGAGCACAUUCUAUGCAUAAGUCACAAUUGCCCUCGCC